Molecule: messenger RNA, 1076 nt
Organism: Asparagus officinalis (garden asparagus)
Lineage: Eukaryota; Viridiplantae; Streptophyta; Magnoliopsida; Asparagales; Asparagaceae
Product: alpha carbonic anhydrase 7-like
Exons: 7
Coding region: 61-882 (273 amino acids)
Molecular function (GO): carbonate dehydratase activity; zinc ion binding
Source: RefSeq, a predicted model, not a curated record
AAAUUCACCUCAAUCCCUUUAAAAAAAUCACAUCAACUCUCUCCAACUCCAAAUCCCAUCAUGGCCCUCCAAAACCUUGUAGCCAUCUCCUUUGCCUUCGCCCUCCUCCUAUCAAACCCCAUGCUAACAAAAUCACAGGAAGUUGAGGAUGAGAGGGAGUUCAGUUAUGUGACCGGAACCGAGAACGGGCCGGAGCACUGGGGCGAGAUCCACAAGGAGUGGUCCGAGUGCGGCAAGGGCGAAAUGCAGUCUCCUAUUGAUUUGCAUCACCAGAGGGUUCAGGUUCUUGAUUACCUGGGCCCACUCACGCGAAAGUAUCAGCCAGCUGACGCUGUGAUGGUGAAUCGAGGACACGAUAUAAGUGUGAAAUGGGAAGAGGGGGCAGCAGGAGGUAUUUUGUUGAACGGGACGGAGUAUUUUCUAAGGCAAUUGCAUUGGCAUGCUCCUUCUGAGCACUCCAUCAAUGGAGUCAGAUACUCUUUAGAGCUGCACAUGGUUCAUCAGAGUGCGGAUAAGAAAAUAGCCGUUGUCGGCAUUAUGUACAAAAUUGGUCGGCCUGAUCCCCUCCUAGCAAAGAUGGAGCAUUACAUUACAAUGCUGAAGGAUGCGGAGGGAGAAGAGGAAAAAUUGGGCAUGAUAGAUCCAGAGGAUGUCAAGUGGGGGAGCAGAAAGUACUACAGGUACAUGGGAUCCCUUACAACUCCCCCUUGCACCGAAGGGGUCAUGUGGACCAUCAUCAAAAAGGUGAGGACCGUAUCAAGGGAGCAGAUUCACUUGCUGAGGGAAGCAGUGCAUGAUGAAUCGCAGAUGAAUGCGAGACCUAAGCAGGAAAUUAAUGACAGGGUGAUUGGCUUGUAUCGUCCCCGCAAAGUUCGAUAUUAAUUAGACGGGAGAUAAUGAUUAAUAUAUAUAUAUAUAUAUAUAUAUACCUUUUAUAUGCAACUAUGUUGGACAUGAAGGGUAUAUCUGAAAAUAAAAUAGGUGCAAGCUGUCCUAGACGUCCAGAAUCACUCUUACAGGUUUAAUUAAUUUAUAUGUUUUUUCUUGGAGAUAAUAAAAUGAGUGUCAUUUGAAUA